This is a messenger RNA of Ornithorhynchus anatinus (platypus), 940 nucleotides long. It is a transcript of the gene SLC9A5, whose product is annotated as solute carrier family 9 member A5. Bases 23 to 940 code for a protein of 305 amino acids. Lineage: Eukaryota; Metazoa; Chordata; Mammalia; Monotremata; Ornithorhynchidae. The transcript has 5 exons. Gene Ontology annotation, molecular function: sodium:proton antiporter activity. Gene Ontology annotation, biological process: proton transmembrane transport; sodium ion transport; regulation of pH. Gene Ontology annotation, cellular component: membrane. The record is from RefSeq and is a predicted model, not a curated record.
CGGGGCCGGAGCCGGCGGGAGGAUGCUGCCCGCCGCGCUGCACCUGCUCGGGAUGCCGCUGCCCGGGGCGGCGGAGGCGGCGGUAGUCGAAGAGCCGGGGGAGCCGGGCCAGCACCCCCAGGGCUUGGCGCUAUUCCGCUGGCAGUGGCACGAGGUGGAGGCGCCCUACCUGGUGGCCGUGUGGAUCCUGGUGGCCAGCCUGGCCAAAAUCGUCUUCCACCUGUCUUGGAAGGUGACCUCAGUGGUGCCUGAAAGCUGCCUACUGAUCAUGCUGGGACUGGCACUGGGGGGCAUCGUCCUGGCUGUGGCCAAGAAGGCUGAGUACCAGCUGGAGCCGGGUACUUUCUUCCUCUUUCUGCUGCCCCCAAUUGUGCUCGACUCCGGCUACUUUAUGCCCAGCCGCCUCUUCUUUGACAAUCUGGGCGCCAUCCUCACCUACGCCGUGAUAGGCACACUUUGGAACUCUUUUGCCACAGGUGCUGCUCUCUGGGGCCUUCAGCAAACAGGACUUAUGGCCCUCAACGUGCAGGCUGGCCUGCUGGACUUCCUGCUGUUUGGAAGCCUGAUCUCGGCAGUGGAUCCGGUGGCCGUCCUGGCCGUAUUUGAGGAGGUUCAUGUCAACGAGACGCUCUUCAUCAUCGUCUUUGGCGAGUCGCUCCUCAACGAUGCAGUCACCGUGGUCCUGUACAAGGUGUACAAUUCCUUCGUGGAAAUGGGCUCAACCAACGUCCAGGCUAUGGACUAUGUGAAGGGUGUCGCCUCCCUGUUCGUGGUCAGUCUGGGCGGGGUGGCUGUGGGCUUAGUCUUUGCCUUCCUCCUGGCACUGACCACACGUUUCACCAAGCGGGUCCGCAUCAUCGAGCCACUGCUGGUCUUCCUGCUCGCCUAUGCUGCCUACCUCACCGCUGAGAUGGCCUCACUCUCUGCCAUCCUCGCGUGA